Molecule: messenger RNA, 336 nt
Organism: Staurois parvus
Lineage: Eukaryota; Metazoa; Chordata; Amphibia; Anura; Ranidae
Source: the annotation of a GenBank genome assembly
AUGGAGCGGGGGAGGGGAGAUGCUGCUAUAGAAAGCUGUUCAGUAUCAGAUAUAUAUAUUUAUAUAUAUGGGGCUGAUCAAAGCUUUUUCUUUUUUCUCUCCCAAAAAACGGCUCCGCCCUCACAAAGCCCUCUUCAGCCAGUAGAAAUGAGCUGAGAGCCAAAGAAUAUUUGUGGGGUUUUUACCUAUCUUCCUUGCCUUGGGCCUCAAACCCCUCAUAUCAGCCCACGCCCACCCCAAGGGUCAUCCCACGUCCACCCCAAGGUCAUCCCACGCCCACCCCAAUGCCAUCCCAUGCCCACCACAGGGCCAUCCCACACCCACCCUAGGGUCAUC